GGAAAGCUACCCAUCACCAUUGUACAGCACAGCCGACCGAACCUGUUGGGUGUGGAGUGGUUCAAGCCGCUGGGACUUUCACUUCAGGGCAUCCACGAGAUCCGCAGGGACGAACUCGACUCCAUCAUCGAAGAGUUCAAAGAAGUCUUCGAUGGUAAGCUGGGGAAAUUUGUGGGGAGGCCAAUCUCCUUUAAUCUGGACAAGGGAAUCACCCCAAUCAGGCUCAAGCCCCGCCGAGUUCCAUUUGCCCUGCGGCCCAAAGUAGACGAGCAGCUGGAUAAGCUGAUCGCCCAGGGCAUCCUGGAACCGAUCGAUCAUGCCUCAUGGGAGACCCCCAUUGUGACCCCACUGAAGCAUGAUGGGUCUGUGCGCAUCUGUGCUGACUACCGUUGUACCAUCAACAAGGCGUUGGCACAGAGCGCAUACCCAGUCCCAGUGGUGCAACAUCUGCUGCAUUCCCUGGGAUCUGGAGCAAUUUUCGCGAAACUGGACCUGGCCCAGGCUUACCAGCAACUGCCAGUGGAUGACAAAACGGCGGAGGCUCAAACAAUUGUCACACACAGGGGGGCAUUUAAAUGCAACCGCCUCCAAUUUGGAGUCAGCGCUGCCCCUGGCAUCUUCCAAUCCAUGAUGGAACGCCUUCUCCAAGGCGUUCCAGGGGUGGUGCCUUACUUCGAUGAUGUGCUCAUCUCCGGUGACUCAAGAACCCAACUCCUUGAAAGGCUCAGGCUUAGCUUCACCAUAGUCACAGACCACAAGCCUCUCCUGGGACUCCUCGCAGGCGACCAACCAACCCCGACCUUCAUGUCCCCAAGAAUGACGAGAUGGGCAAUCUUCCUAGCUGGCUACUCCUAUAGGCUCGUGCACCAGCCAGGCACAGCCAUAGGAAACGCUGACGCCCUCAGCAGAUGCCCGUCGAAGAAGCCGGUCGAAGACCCAGCCCCCACGCUCCACCUACUGCACAUUGAUGACGACGCCAGCUGCCCGGUGUCAUCCGCAGAUGUGGCCGUCCACACCCAAAAGGACCCCACACUCCGCAAAGUGAAAUCCUGGAUCCUCAGAGGGUGGCCAUCGGGAAAGCCAGAGGAAAGGUUCAGCCCGUUCGCCAGGAAACAGGAGGAGCUGUCCACCAUGAAGGGCUGUCUGCUAUGGGGAGACAGGGUGCUGAUUCCAAGCACUCUGCAACGGCGAACGUUGGAGACCUUGCACAAGGGGCACCCGGGCAUCGUCCGCAUGAAGGCACUGGCACGGAGUUAUGUCUGGUGGCCCUCCAUGGACAAAGACAUUGAACAAUGGGUCUCCAGAUGUGACCCGUGCCAAGAAGUUCGCCCAGCGCCGCCGCAAUCCGAGGUCGCGAAGUGGGAGACCCCCAGCAACCCCUGGUCGAGGGUCCACAUUGACUUCGCGGGUCCGAUGCAGGGGCGACACCUCCUCAUCGUGGUAGAUGCCUUCUCCAAAUGGCUCGAGGUGGUGCCCAUGGCAUCUACCACAACGGACGCGACGAUCCGAGCCCUGCGCCGUCUCUUCGCCACUCAUGAUCUACCGGAUGUGCUGGUCUCAGACAACGGCCCCCAGCUCACAUCCUUGGCCAUGGAGUCCUUCCUGGCGGGACUGGGCAUCCGCCACGCCCUGUCCGCCCCUUACAGGCCGGCCGGAAACGGACAAGCGGAACGCAUGGUCCGACUGACCAAAGAGGCCCUCACCAAGAUGGGCCCGGGGGACUGGCAAGAGCGCAUAGACAAUUUCCUCCUCACCCAGCACAUCACGCCACACGCCACCACCCACAAGAGCCCGGCCGAACUGUUGAUGGGCAGAAGGUUGAGGUCACCCUUGGACCGGCUGCACCCCCAAUACAGCCCGGAAGUGACCGCAACCGCCAGCCGCCCGCUUCGCGCCUUCAGCAACGGAGAUUCAAUUUUCGCGCUGAAUUUCAGCGGCUCUCCUAAGUGGCUGAAGGGGAAGAUUGCCAGCACAACCGGCCCCAAA
Molecule: messenger RNA, 1986 nt
Organism: Pantherophis guttatus
Lineage: Eukaryota; Metazoa; Chordata; Lepidosauria; Squamata; Colubridae
Source: RefSeq, a predicted model, not a curated record